AUGUCGACAUACUUUUACACUCAGCAGCAGCAGCAGCAUCAUGGGGCCGCCGCACCUAUGCCAGCCUCAAGUAACCACCACGGCGGCCGCUCUCGACGAGGUCCUAAAAUGGCUGCACAAAAUACUCAACGCCAGUUCCGCGGUGUGAAGAGUAUGAGGGAGCUCGCUGAGGCCCCUGCCGUCACCGCUUUCCGCGCCAGAUUUGAAGCUGGACGGUCCUUUGACCUGGACGAUGACUUGGAGUUCUGCCCUGGCCUCCUCACGGAAGACGAUAUUGAGGCCGAUGAGGAUGCUUCCUCGGAUCGCUCCUCUCUCUCCAGCGGCUCUCCGGACUCGUCUCCUCUUCAGCAUCAAAUCCAGCCUGUGCAGCAGGUCACUCCGUCUAUCUCCCUUUCUCCAGCUUCCAGCAAAUCGUAUGUUCAUUCAGGGGUUACGGGUAAUCUUAGUCACGUGAACUUCCAACAGCCAUCAGCGGUUCGCACCCGCAAGGUCAUCCCUAUCAUCAAUCCUAACACCGGGAUGACCUUGACAAGCCCGCCCACGUCAAUUUCGCCGGGCUCGAUGCAGAAUGCUCAGCGUCGGUGGUGA
This is a messenger RNA of Aspergillus tanneri, 588 nucleotides long. RefSeq names its product DUF4452 domain-containing protein. The transcript is spliced from 3 exons. NCBI's taxonomy places the organism in Eukaryota, Fungi, Ascomycota, Eurotiomycetes, Eurotiales, Aspergillaceae. Bases 1 to 588 code for a protein of 195 amino acids. The record is from RefSeq and is a predicted model, not a curated record.